Acanthochromis polyacanthus (spiny chromis) is the source of this 1833-nucleotide messenger RNA. RefSeq names its product solute carrier family 13 member 2 (gene slc13a2). The transcript has 12 exons. Gene Ontology annotation, biological process: monoatomic anion transmembrane transport. The record is from RefSeq and is a predicted model, not a curated record. The coding region runs from base 1 to 1740 and encodes 579 amino acids. Lineage: Eukaryota; Metazoa; Chordata; Actinopteri; Pomacentridae. Gene Ontology annotation, cellular component: membrane. Gene Ontology annotation, molecular function: transmembrane transporter activity.
AUGGCUAGACAGAUAAGCUAUUUGAACUGGUUUUGGUACCACAGAAACUACUUCAUCAUUUUCCUUACUCCGCUCCUACUUCUUGCUCUGCCGCUCCACUUUCGAAUUUCCUUGGCGAGAUGUGGUUUUGCAAUCGCCCUCAUGGCUGUGUACUGGUGCACAGAGUGUAUGCCGCUGGCUGUGACUGCUCUGCUGCCGGUCGUCCUCUUCCCCAUGAUGGGCAUCAUGGAAGCUGGAGAUGUCAGCAUUGAGUAUCUGAAGGACUCCAACAUGCUGUUCAUAGGCGGCCUGCUGGUGGCCAUCGCCGUGGAGCACUGGAACCUCCACAAGCGCAUCGCUCUCCGAGUUUUGCUGCUGGUUGGUGUUCGUCCUGCCCUGUUAAUGAUGGGCUUCAUGAUCGUCUCGGCCUUCUUGUCCAUGUGGAUCAGCAACACCGCCACCAGUGCCAUGAUGCUGCCCAUUGCCCACGCCGUGCUCCAGCAGCUGAGAGACACGGAGAUCCAGGCGGACGAAAGAGACUUGCAGGCUUCAGCUCAGGACAACCCUGGGUUUGAGCUCGAGAUGAGAGAAACUAAGCCACAAAUGACAGAUGAGAACAAGCCAGACAUGGAGCUAGUAGAUGGACAGAAUGCCAGGAGAAGAGCAACAGAGGCGAAGUACGAGCUCCUGACCAAAGGGAUGAGUCUGAGUGUGUGUUACUCUGCCAGCAUCGGAGGGACGGCGACGCUCACCGGCACCACACCCAACCUCAUCCUCAAGGGUCAAAUGGACGAGAUCUUCCCUUUCAACGGUGGUGUGAUCAACUUCGCCAGCUGGUUCGGCUUUGCUUUUCCCAACAUGUUGCUGAUGCUGGUGUUCAGCUGGAUCUGGCUUCAGUUUAUGUUCCUGGGCUUCAACCUGAAGAAAUCUUUCGGCUGUGGCAUGAAGAGCGACAGAGAUAAGGAAGCGUAUGCUGUGAUGAAGGAGGAGUACAAUAAGUUGGGUUCCAUGAAGUUUGCUGAAGUGGCGGUGCUCAUCAUCUUCAUCCUGCUCGUGCUGCUGUGGUUCACCAGGGAGCCGGGCUUCAUCGACGGCUGGGCAACGGUGCUCUUCAACAAGGGUGGAUCCUUUGUGUCAGACGGAACGGUCGCCAUCUUCAUAUCGAUGUUCUUCUUCGUCAUCCCCUCCCAGCUGCCACGGUUCAGUGGUGACUAUGGUCUGCUGAAGGCUCCCCCGGCUCUGCUGAACUGGGAGGUGGUCCACGAGCGAAUGCCCUGGAACAUCAUCCUGCUGCUGGGAGGAGGCUUUGCUCUGGCUGCCGGCAGCGAGGCGUCCGGUCUGUCCAGGUGGUUGGGAGAUAGGUUGGCACCUCUGCAGACAAUCCCUCCCUUUGCCAUCUCAAUGCUGCUCUCCUUCCUGGUCGCGACGUUCACCGAAUGCUCCAGCAACACGGCCACCACCACCCUGUUCCUGCCCAUACUGGCCUCAAUGGCCACAGCCAUUAAAAUCCACCCACUUUAUGUGAUGCUGCCCUGCACCAUCGCUGCCUCUCUGGCCUUCAUGCUGCCGGUGGCCACACCUCCCAACGCCAUCGCCUUCUCCUUUGGAAACCUCAGAGUCAUAGACAUGGUCAAAGCUGGCUUCAUGCUGAACAUCAUCGGGAUCCUGAGCAUUAAUUUAGGCAUCAACACCUGGGGGUACACCAUGUUUGGGAUGGACACGUUCCCUGCGUGGGCAAACUCUACUAGUAGCAAACCCUGAGGAAAAGCUAGAGGAGGAGAAAGAAUGAAUGAAGGAGAGGUGGAUUUUUUUUAUUUUGUAACCUCGGAUAUUCUGCCUCAUCAGGACAGUGUA